AUGGAAUCAGAUCAAGAAGUGGUGUAUCGUGCAAACGAUGAAUCACAUAUUGUGAUGUCGGAAAAAGUGCAAUCUCUUGCUGGAAGUAUAUAUCAUGAAUUUGAAAAAAUGAUAUCUAAAUAUGAUCAUGAUGUCGUUAAGGAUUUAAUGCCCUUAGUAGUCAAUGUUCUUGAGUGUUUGGAUAUGUCAUACACAGAAAAUCAAGAACACGACGUAGAAUUAGAGCUUCUUAGAGAAGAUAAUGAACAAUUGGUUACACAAUAUGAAAGGGAAAAACAACUGCGAAAAAGUACAGAACAGAAAUUAUUGGAAGUUGAAGAUGCUGUGGAAGAUGAGAGGAAAGAUUUGGGAUGUAAAAUUGAAAGUUUAGAAUCAAUUGUUAGAAUGUUGGAACUAAAGGCUAAAAAUUCUUCAGACCAUGUGUUUAGAUUGGAAGAAAAAGAAAAUGAAUUGAAGAAAGAAUAUGCUAAGCUUCAUGAGCGUUACACGGAAUUAUUCAAAACUCAUGCAGACUAUGUGGAUAGAACAAAAUUAUUACUUAGCACAAAUGAUAGAAUGGAACCCAUUGCAAACAGGCCGAUCAGACUUACUUCAUUCGGAAAUAAUUCCAUGAAUAGGUCAUCGGGUCCUGUUUCAUUUGGUUUUCAAUCGCUAGAAGAACUCAAAGAUUACAACAGUUUAGAAGAAUUAAUGCCGGGUUCACCUCCUGAUAGUACCAAUUCAAAUGCUAGUCUUAGAAAUGAAUUAAAUGAAAAUCAAGAUUUAAAUGCCGAUAGCAGCGGCGGCGGCGGGGAUUUAAGUAAACCUUCGAUAAAUAGCAAGUCAAAUUCACCGGAAAAAGAUUUGCCCGAAGAUGGUCCAUCGACUGUUAUGACGUCAUCAUUAAGCAGAAGUACAACGAAAAUGGAGCAAAGGAGUGGUAAUUUGCUUUAUCAAGAACUUAGUUUUCAAGAUAACGAUGCUUCUGUCGAAGCUGAUGAUAGCGGUGACGUCACCGGUAGUCUAGUUCAUCCUGGCGAAUAUGCUUCUUCCGGUAUGGGAAAAGAAAUAGAAAAUUUAAUUAGGGAAAAUAGCGAAUUGCUCGCAACAAAGAAUGCUUUAAAUAUCGUCAAGGAUGAUUUAAUAGCACGAGUGGACGAAUUAGUGAGCGAACAAGAAAUACUACGCGAAGAAAUCAGGUCUCUGCAAGCCGUGCACAACAGGUCGAAACAGAAAAUUCAAGAUCUUCAAGACGAAUUGAAAAAGGUUAAAGAAGAAGCGACAAACAAAUCGAAGACGAAUAAAUCCGACGAUGAGGGUAACCGAAUCUUUUUGAUCUUCAAGGAUGAAGAUAUUCCGAUGGCUCAAAGAAAGAGAUUUACAAGAGUCGAAAUGGCGAGGGUUCUCAUGGAGAGAAAUCAAUACAAGGAACGAUUCAUGGAAUUGCAAGAUGCCGUUCGGUACACGGAAACGUUGAGAGCCUCGAGGAGCGAUAUCACGAUGAACAAACAAAAAGUUCGAUUGCCAUUGUGGAAGUAUUUUAGCGAUUUAUUCGGUUUGAGCGGUGAGAGAGACAUAUCAUCAUCAUCCAGGAAAGGGCACAGCGUUAAUAUUUAUUAUGCGAGUCCCAAUCAUCACGUGGCGACGUUGCCCUCUUUACGGGAAACGGAUGACAAAAGACGGGUUACGGAUUACGGGGGAGACGGAGGAAAUUUUUGUAGUGAAAAAAUUGCCCAAAGGCGAGCCAUGGAAAGAAAAGAACAAUACAGACAAGUAAGAGCACACGUUCGAAAAGAUGGCGAUCGACUUCAAGCAUACGGUUGGAGUUUACCUGGAAAAAUGAAUCCAAAUGCUAUACCUGAAGCUGGAAGCAAAUCUCAUAUUCCCGUUCCAGUGCCUAUUUAUUGUCAACCCCUUGCAGUCAGUGAUCCAUCAAUGAAAGUUUGGUGUGCGGUUGGUGUCAACUUAACCGGUGGUAAAACUAAAGAUGGUGGUUCAAUUGUGGGUGCUAGCGUUUUUUAUUCAAAAUCCUCAUCUCCAGAAGGAGAAACCCAAACCGUACCUGGAGAAGAUAGCGAGCCACACAUAACAGAACUUGAGGAAGAAUUAAAAGAAGGUAAAAAGAUAAAAGAAGAUGGAGAAACUCUCGAGCAACGUCUUUCUUCAUUAGUUUGGAUUUGUACGAAUUCUACGAACGAGAGUAAAGUCACCGUUAUCGAUGCCACCAAUCCAUCGAACGUUCUCGAAUCUUUCACCGUUUGUUCCUCUCCAAUACUUUGCAUCGCGAGCGUUCCCGGUGCUACAGAAGCAGACUACGGCGACGAAAACGAAAGUAAUAAUAACGUAGUUGUAGAAACGACAUCCGUCGAUUCGAAUAAUUCGACCGAUGCGGAUAACGGAGACGAAAAUAGUAAUUUGGGUAAAAUAAAAUGCAUCGAGUGUGAAAGUUUAACGAAACCAGAGGAGUCACAAAACGAAGAAGAUGGAAAUAACGUUUUUGAAAAAAUGAGCAGCGUUAUGCCCACCAUAUGGAUUGGUGCCUACGGUGGUAACUUGUAUAUCCAUUCGGCGAUUGGACAAUGGAGUAAAAGUAUUCAUUCGGUCAAAAUGCCCGAUUCUGUUUCUUGCAUUGCGCAUUCAAACGGUCGAGUUUUAGUAGCUUUAGCCAAUGGUUUGGUAGCCGUUUUUCGCAGAGGUCCCGAUGCUCAGUGGAACUUAAACAGUUACCAUACCGUACACUUGGGAGGUCCCCAAAAUUCCGUAAGGUGUAUGACAGUUGUUCACAACACGGUUUGGUGCGGUUAUAAAAACAAAGUCCACGUUUUGGAUCCGGUAUCAUUAGUUAUAAAAAAUUCUUUUGAAGCUCAUCCUAGGAAAGAAAGUCAAGUUCGACAGUUGGCAUGGUUGGGUGAUGGUGUUUGGGUUUCCAUAAGAUUAGAUUCGACAUUACGAUUGUUUCACGCUUACACGUACCAACAUUUACAAGAUGUCGAUAUCGAGCCUUACGUUAGUAAAAUGUUGGGUACGGGAAAAUUAGGUUUUUCAUUCGUACGAAUCACGGCACUUUUAAUAUCCACGAGUCGAUUAUGGAUAGGUACCGGAAAUGGCGUCAUUAUUUCAGUUCCUUUGUCUGAAAGUGCCUCCGGGGUUGUAAAUCCUGGAUCAGCGAUAAAAGGUCCGAGUGCGGUUGUACGGGUGUACACGGAUUCAACUUCCGAUAAGGUUUUACCAGGUAGCUUUAUCCCUUUCUGUUCCAUGGCUCAAGCUCAGUUAUCGUUUCACGGUCAUCGGGAAUCUGUUAAAUUUUUCAUAGCAGUGCCUGAAACAAAACAAGGUGUGUCGAAUACGAAUAUGCUUGUCAUGUCCGGAGGAGAGGGUUACAUUGAUUUCCGAAUCGGUGACACGUCCGACGAAGAAUCGAAUCACAUAAAAGAAAGAAAUGCCAAAGACGGUUCUUCCAAUUACGAUUAUCAACGUGAUAGAAAAGGCGAUUUCAGUCAUCUUAUAAUUUGGCAAGUUCCAAUUCUCACAUGA
Molecule: messenger RNA, 3513 nt
Organism: Pediculus humanus corporis (human body louse)
Lineage: Eukaryota; Metazoa; Arthropoda; Insecta; Psocodea; Pediculidae
Product: C-jun-amino-terminal kinase-interacting protein, putative
Exons: 20
Coding region: 1-3513 (1170 amino acids)
Biological process (GO): vesicle-mediated transport
Cellular component (GO): cytoplasm
Molecular function (GO): JUN kinase binding; MAP kinase scaffold activity; kinesin binding
Source: RefSeq, a predicted model, not a curated record